AUGAGUUCGUUCGAGGGCCCUAAAUCCACCCACACCCGCGCUGUUGCACUUGGUAAACGUCCGCCACUUGUACAUCGCAGUUCUGACCCUGAAUUUAGCGACGCCGAACUCGAUGAUGCUGUUGAGAUGGGCGAAGACACAGUAUGGGGCAACCUGGAGGAACCCAUUUAUGCCGAAAAAGACUUGAAGAUCUUCCGUCCGAGCCAAGAGGACUCGAGUCUACCUGUGUACUAUGCCAAAGGGUGGCUGCCAUUCUCGGCCGAUACGCUCUUUAACGCACUCAUGGACGCAAGAUAUCGAAAGUCCUGGGACGAUACCGUCCAUCAGCUGUACGUGGUCGAACAUCAGCACGUGAGCGACGUCAUGUACUUUGCAUUGAACCUGCCGUGGCCUCUGACCAAUCGUGACUACGUCUAUCGACGACGAGUCGAGUUCUACCCAAGCCAAAACGCAUUUGUGGUACUGUAUCAGGCUGCACAUCAUGCCGAUGCUCCGGUCAAUGAGACCCGAGUGAGAGUGGAAACGUGCACGCUGAGAUUGUGUAUUCGUAGUCUACCGGACUCGACAGAUUCUUGUGACUUUCACCUCGAGUAUGAAGACGACACAAACUUUAGCAUCCCAAAUUAUAUCGUGAAUUGGCUGUUACGGGCAAGGAUGCCUUCGUUCAUAACCGAAUUGCGAAAAGCUUGUGCAGGGUAUGCUGACUAUGCCAAAACUUUAGAGGAUAACGCGGUGCAAAGUAUUCCUUCUCAAGUUGUGCGGCAUCGGAGCGAGGUUGCUGUUGCGGCCUCGAAACCACCGGUAAGUAUGAGCUCAUCUGCCAGUAAAAGCGUGAUCGGAGCUCAUGUGACGAAAGAGCGUAAGGCUGUGCAAGCCAGCCUACGACCACAAGGCAGCUGUUUUUGCAACAACAAACGACCAUUUCGUCCAGAGACAAAUAGUAUGAGCAAGGAAUGGGAUGACCAUGAGGCGUCUCGCAGUGAGCUGCCGACCAUGCAGAGCACACGACCGUACUCCUCUUCGUUGUCACUUCCGGAGGAGCUUGAAAUAACCAACGGCAAAAGUUCUCAUCUGAAGCAUUCUUCCUCGGCAGACUUUCCGUCAUCACCUUUGACGGAGCUUGAAACCAAUAACGGCAAAUUCCCUCAUCUGAACCAUUCUUCCUCGGCAGAGUGUAUCAGCUCUGCAUCAUUUUUCAACACUCCGUCAUCGGUGGCAAAGUGUUUCCGUGCCAGCUCGGUGACAUCAGCACAGACAGCUUCACGCAGUGGAUUUGGAUCAUCAACACCGUUGGACGAUGACUUUACCGUUAGUUUCCGAAAGCAGAAAAUUGGUCUACACUUGGAGACUGACCUCUUUUCGAGCAAAGUGCUCGUAGCUUUCUGCGAAAAAGACAGUGAGGCUGCGGCCUGCACUACUGAGCGCAUUGAGCCAGGACUCCUUGUCACUUCAGUGAAUGGUAUUUCCGUGACUGAUUUCCAGUUUAAUGAUAUUUUAAGCGAGAUCCAAAGAGCUCCACGUCCACUCAAACUUGGCUUUACUCACCCCGACCGCGAAGCAUCUCUUCAGUAUCAUUGCUUCAAAGAGCCGCAAAAUGUGUUGAGGUGCCUUGUGUCUCAAGGUGAAACUGAUUUGCUGUGCGCGCUACGCCCGCUCGAUGAAGAUGUAGCUACGGGGGCCGUUCUUAAGUGUGAUUUUGUUGCCCCUCCUGCUACAGUUGUGAAAGCAAAAUUUACUCCUAGUAGCAAAAGCACGUCACUUGUGGAGCUUUCGUCCUCGGAACGUGCUACAACGUCUACGCUACACUCUUCUACGUCUUUGCCAUAUAUGGGGACAGAACGUGUGCUUGUACCAGCAGGCUACCUCGUCUACGAGAUUAAUGGUUCGUACGUUCUGGAUGUACCAUUCGCUGAGACAACUCGCCUACUGCGCCACAGCGGCGACGUUUGCGUGGUGACAUUCAAAGCAGCAAUGGCAAUUGUGGGUGGAAGCAAGCGGCAGUCACUACGGAACAAGUACAAAAUGUCAAAGCGUUUGUCAGGUGUGUUUAGAAAGAAGCGCAAUGCUUCGGAUACCAGUAUAACAGCAAGCAUCAGUUCAUCUUCGUCACAAGAGUGGACAAGUGGAAGAAAUGUAUCGUCUCAACAGCGAGAUGGGAGCUCAGACAGUAAAACAAAUGAUUCCGAAGACUGUGGUUUGACAGACUAUUCUACUGUCACUGUCACGUCUAGCAACAUCGACUGGGUAUGGCAGCAGGUGGUGCUUCUGAAAACAACAGAGCGUAUGUUUUCAGCUGGACUUCUAAUCGAUCGGCUUAAGACGUUCUUGUCCGAAAUGAACAGUACCAACAAGAUCAUCGCUGCAACUAAGGCGACGGUUCUAAGGGCAAUGCACGAUGAGCGAGAGUUGCUUGACCACAUUAUAGAGCGACGUGAUCAAGGUGUGAUAGCGCUAAACGAGUUUAGAGACAAGGAAUGUGACGACGAGUGGCAAUGCGGGCAGACAGCAUUGGGUGUACAUACAUCCUGGAAACCUGAUCAAGACGGAUCGAUAUGGAUCAAAAUGGAAGGUCUUGUCGACGGCGUGGACAUUUUCAACACGAUAUCUGUUAUUCGCGAGGUAGACCUUUACAGCGUGUGGGCGCCAUUUUGCUCGCAAUCACUCCUGCUUGAGGAAAAAAGUCACGCGGAACUAGCGGCAUACCUGGCUAUAACAUCUCCAUUCUUGCAGCGUGACACAGUUAUUCAAGCAUUCGGCAUUAAUGCCUUGUAUGAAAAUCGCUGUCUGCUAUUGCUUGGAGGAUCUGUUGACGUGUCGUCCGUGACAAGCUCCAUUCCAGUCCCUACAUUGCAAGGGUGGAACGCAGGGCGUAUGGAAAUCAAGGGCUUCCGUGCACUGAUUGAGCCUGUCACUCGCAUGCAAGCCCGCACGUGCAUUGUGGUCAAUAUCGACCCCAAAUGUACAAUUCCCAAGUCCAUGCUGAACUUUGGAAUCAAGAAAAUGGCUGGUGUGUUGCUCUACCUAAUUCGUAAGGAAGCCGAAAAGAUUCAGAGCAACAACAAAAGGCCUGCAACAAGCGCUGCAAAUGAGCAUCUGUGUCGCAUCAAGAGCGACCCUAGUGGCUUCUACACAUGGCUCAGACCGAUCGUCGACAAGUACUUUGUCGAUCAACGCAAUAGCAACCUCCCCGAGCCUCUCUCUUUGUUUUCCGAUGUCCAAGUUGAGUGGACAGCAGAUACUGACGCACUUUGCGUGAGUGGAAGAAAGAGUGUGAAGACUGGAAGUCCGCGGCUCGUAAAGCGACGGACUUGUACUCAAAUCGCUGCGUUUCAGCGUAAACGUAUCAGCACUUCGUCAAUCGACAGUCCAGAGUGUUUUGACGCGUCUGCUUCGACCUUGACCAGCCAAUUGGGCGACUACUUGCACAACGUGGUCGUCUGGCCAUAUCUCGUGCUGUAUCUCUUCGUCAAAGUGUCUGCAGACCUCCCUCUACCCCACGCUUGUGCGCUCAAGUUCAUCUUUACUUGCACUUGCACGUGGUUGGGUAUUUCUCGAUCCACUCGACACUGGAAACGAACUUGUAAUGAACUGGAAUCUCUCCGACAGCAAUAUGUUGUCCUGGCCGCCAUUUUUGAUGUAAUGAGCUCCUGGGCACUGCGUAUCUGGGUUCGAUGGGUACAAUGCUAUCUAUGCGCGUUGCUACAAGGCGCGGCUGCGACUGGAAUCUGUUUAUCGCGCUCACCAAUGGAAGUCCGUGAAUCGGAACAGUUUCUUCUGUCACUUGUCUGCUUCCUUUAUGCCAGCGCCAUUGUCGGUGUCCAGAUUGCGGGCAACAUCUAA
This is a messenger RNA of Peronospora farinosa, 3840 nucleotides long. The record is from the annotation of a GenBank genome assembly. NCBI's taxonomy places the organism in Eukaryota, Oomycota, Peronosporomycetes, Peronosporales, Peronosporaceae.